Messenger RNA from Ilex paraguariensis (yerba mate), 768 nucleotides. The record is from the annotation of a GenBank genome assembly. NCBI's taxonomy places the organism in Eukaryota, Viridiplantae, Streptophyta, Magnoliopsida, Aquifoliales, Aquifoliaceae.
AUGUCUUCCAACCGCAGGGCCUUGAGUUUCAACAACCCAAGAGUUAAUAGGAGCUGUUGGGUUUCGCGGCGAUUGCAGGUGCUGCUUGUGAUCGGAUCAGUGCUCUCCUUUAUAUUGGCCCCAUGGAUUGGUUAUGUAAAUAUCCUGCCCAAUAUUGGUGAUUCCAUUCAUGAAUAUGACAUUCUUACUUCUAAUCAUUCAGCAGGUGGUUGUGAUGUUCUUGAUGGAAGAUGGGUAAUGGAUGAUAGUAACCCUUUGUACAAUGCUUCAGAAUGUCCUUUUGCAGAGCAGGGAUUCAAUUGCUUGGGCAAUGGUCGGCCAGAUAAGGAUUAUGAAAAAUGGAGGUGGAAGCCCAAGAAUUGUGACAUUCCAAGAUUUAAUGUGCGGAGUAUUUUGGAUAUGUUUCGAAACAAACGAGUUGUUUUUGUUGGUGAUUCAAUGGGUAGAACGCAAUGGGAGUCUUUAAUAUGUUUGCUUAUGAGUGGAGUGGAGGAUAAGAGGAGUGUUUAUGAAGUCAAUGGGAAUAAGAUAACAAAAUCGGUUAGAUAUUUGGGUGUGAGAUUCAGUUCCUUGAAUUUCACUGUUGAGUUCUUUCGAUCAGUUUUCCUUGUGCAACGUAACUGGGCACCUAAACAUGUACCAAAUAGGGUCAGGUCCACCAUUGAGUUGGAUAAGAUGGACAGUAUUAGCAAUAAGUGGAUUGACUCAGAUGUUCUUAUAUUCAAUUCUGGGCAUUGGUGGGUGCCAGGGAAGCUUUUCGCGAUGUAA